Cyprinus carpio (common carp) is the source of this 2002-nucleotide messenger RNA. Its product is annotated as zinc finger and BTB domain-containing protein 45-like. Gene Ontology annotation, molecular function: protein binding. The record is from RefSeq and is a predicted model, not a curated record. Lineage: Eukaryota; Metazoa; Chordata; Actinopteri; Cypriniformes; Cyprinidae. Gene Ontology annotation, biological process: negative regulation of transcription by RNA polymerase II; regulation of cytokine production; regulation of immune system process.
GUUCGGGGCUUUUAUUUUGACGGGUUGUUUGCGGAUAUCGGGCCCGUGAGCGCUGGGCAGCUUCGGCGUAUCGCAGAAUCUUCACAAAUAAACCCGAGAUCGGUAUUAAAGCAGGAAUGAUCGCGCAGCAGCGUGUCAGAGCUCUUUAAACACAUCUGCAGUGUCACGGAGUGUCCGGUGGGGUCAUGGCGUCAGGUUCGGAGGCCGUCCACUACAUCCAUCUUCAUAACUCCAGUCAGUCGGUGCUGGAGGCUCUGAGGUCUCAGCGGCGUAAAGGUCUGUUCUGUGACGUGACGGUGCGCAUCCACGACGCGUCUCUGCGGGCUCACGCCUGUGUGCUGGCGGCCGGCAGCCCCUUCUUCCAGGACAAGCUGCUGCUGGGUCACUCGGAGAUCUCGGUGCCGCCGCUGGUUCCCGCCGAGACGGUCAAGCAGCUGGUGGACUUCAUGUACAGCGGCUCGCUGGUGGUGCUCCACUCGCAGGCGCUCUGCAUCCUCACCGCCGCCUCCAUCCUGCAGAUCAAGACCGUCAUCGACGAGUGCACGCAGAUCAUCUCUCAGAGACGCGCCGCUGUGGCGGGAGCCGUGGGGCCUCUGGGGAGCGCGCUGCCCAAACAGGAGGGCGGCGACGGGAAAGAUCAGGAGAACGCAGCGCUGCAGGGCUUCGCUUACAGCAUGGGCGGGGACUGCGGCUCAGACGCCCGCGCUGGGGGGCGGAGCUCAGGAGGCGGCGGUCUGGAGGGGGGUGGAGUCGGCUCACUGAUGCCCCUCGGUGAGGUUGGAGGCGGGGCCAUGUGUAGAGGGGAGGGUCUGGGUGUGGCAGGGGGUGGGGCCACCAGCUGCUCGCAGGAGAUCAACUACAUGCUGAACCCAGAGCGCGGUGCUAAUGUGGGCGCGCAGAACAUCGCCGCCAACGAGCGUGGUCACAUGGGAUCUCCGAGCGGCAUGGGCCUGGAGCUGGUGGAGCGAUUCAGCGAAGACGACGAGAGAGACGCUCAUGACGCGGACAGAGACAGACAGACGGCGCACACACGCAAACAGAGACAGCCGCUGAGACUGCAGGUGCUGGGCGGAGAGGAGGUGGUGGUGAAGAACGAGGGCGUGCAGGACGGGGACGGUCUGUUUGAGAUGGACGAGAGAGGAAACGCACCGCAUCAGCCCACCUACGCACAGGGCGGGUUCUACGAGGACUCUGCCGUGUUCUCAAGUGGUUUCUGGUCUCAGGCGGAUCCGCAGGCGUCUCUGGGCUCAAACCCUCGCGGCCGGGGAAACAAACCCCUCUCUCCUCCACCGCCGCCCUCCCAGAACCUCAGCAGCCAGUUUCCUGCCAGCGAAUCACAGCAGCCGUCCUUCUUUGUGGGCGGACCCAUGGUGAUCGACAACCUGACUGAGUCGUGCCAGCAGGCUCCGCCCCCCGCCCCCCUGACCCCGGCUCCGCCCCCCUCCACCCCAGCAUGCCUCGCGGGGCCGAGCUUUGCGCCGCAGGGCUCUGAGACGUCCUUCGACUGCAGCCACUGCGGAAAGUCACUGCGCUCCCGCAAGAACUACAGCAAGCACAUGUUCAUCCACUCCGGUCAGAAGCCGCAUCAGUGCAGCAUCUGCUGGCGCUCGUUCUCUCUGCGUGACUAUCUGCUGAAGCACAUGGUGGUGCACACGGGUGUGCGUGCGUUCCAGUGCUCCGUCUGCAGCAAGCGCUUCACGCAGAAGAGCUCUCUGAACGUUCACAUGCGCACACACCGCGUGGAGCGCACCUUCACCUGCGGAGUCUGCCACCGCGCCUUCACCCACCGCACGCUGCUCGAGAGACACGCCCUGCAGCACCACACGCCCACCAAACCACCCACCAAUCACCUGCAGCAGGGCGGGGCCAGCGGACCAGGCUCCGCCUCCUAGAGACAGGCACGACUGAAGAGAGGAGAAACAAUCAGAUUGAAUCCCAGGAGCUCUCUCUCUCUCUCUCUCUCAGACACACACACACACACACACACACACACACACACACA